Messenger RNA from Phyllostomus discolor (pale spear-nosed bat), 1376 nucleotides. RefSeq names its product protein FAM71C-like. The record is from RefSeq and is a predicted model, not a curated record. Gene Ontology annotation, cellular component: nucleus. The transcript has a single exon. Bases 530 to 1321 code for a protein of 263 amino acids. Lineage: Eukaryota; Metazoa; Chordata; Mammalia; Chiroptera; Phyllostomidae.
GACAAGGAGAGUCUUAGAAAAGCUUUCCCUGCUCAACUUCUAGGCACAUUCUUAAAUUCCAACUUGGUGACUGAAGUUAACAUUUAACAGAAAUUCUAUGAUAAUUACACGAGAAAACAUUAAGCAAAGGCUCAAAAAUGUAUUCAAUUCAUAUAAAGCCUUAAGUAUUUGUCACCUGUUAGUAUCACCUUUAUAGAUUAAUAAAAGGUGGUUUUCCUGUGAAUGCUAAUCAUUUACAUACCAUUGCCUGUGGUAGCUGCAUGAAAACACACGGCCUCGAUGAAGCAUCCUUGUGUUUCACAAAACAAAACAUGUAAAAAUGUGGUGCUCUCACCACCCUUGUGGGGUGGCUGUUUGCAGGAGGAUGCUGUCCUUUUCUGUUGGAGCAGCUGUGGGGAUGAGGACACAGUGCUGUGUGUGACAGCUGACUGCAGGUCAUAAUGGACAGCAAAAGCUUACAGGGGUGGCCGGCAAGGGGCUGCAGUUCAGACCAUGGUGGAGGCUCCAGAGAGGACAUGCUGUAGUCUUAAUGAAAGAGAGACAUGGGUGGCAGGGAAGCGCCCGGAACAGACACUUGCUGCCCAUGUUCUGGGGCUGCAUGGGAAAACUGCAGCGGCAGCUGCGCAAGGGCGAGUUUGCCAUGUUCAAGUGCAUUCCCAUAUUUGAGAGCGACUUCAUCCAGAUAAGCAAAAGAGGGGAACCGAUCAAUGUGCACAACCAUGUGCAGAUGGUCACUGUGGGCAUCGCAUAUACCAGCUACGACAUUGUAAUACCUGACAUCAUGCUGCUGGCAGAACCGGCUGACAACUGUGCAGUCAGUGCCAAACAUGACAGACACACCCCGGGAAAGGGACUCAAGUCAGAGAAUAGCUUGGAGCUGACCAGGCUACUUCCUUUGAAGUUUGUAAUUUUAUCCAUCCAUAGUCAUGAGAAAAAACAGCUCUGUCUGAAGUUUGCCACUGGCCGCUCUUUUUACCUACAAUUAUGCCCCCCUUCAAAUGCAAGAGUAGACCUGUUUGCACACUGGGAAGACCUAGUGUUCUUCCUGAGACCGCCAGUAGAGGCUUACAGCAGUACCCAUGCCGUACCAGCUUGUGAAACCGUGGACAUACCUGAGUCGGAGACAGAAGACGAGCAGAGCCCAGAAGUAAGUUUUUGCAGAAACUCUCAGAGAGGGUCCCCAAUGCUUCAAGAGAGCAACAGAAGGCUCUCUGGCUGCUCCCUUAGGCUGACUGGGAAACACUGCAUGUGGAAGGGCUCAGGCCAGAUGAGCCACUAUGUGAGUGCCUUGCCACACGGGGGAGGUCCCAAGUGCUUCUGAAUACCAGAGGUUCCUUAUAUGUCAGUUCCUCCAACCCCAUACCCAAUGGUGUAAU